UCUGCAUCUAGAAACUGUGAGAUCGCGAGUGAAAUAGAUGGUGAAAGCGUCACGUCUGUGCCAUGUGUACACCGAAGGGUGAAAGCGGAUGCCUUCCUGGGCUCCUCCACAGCCGAUGAUCACCCCAGGUGGCGGGUCGGCAAUGGCAAUAUGCAACGAAAGCAAACGAGAGAAAGAACGGCGGAAAAGGGCCAAAAAAGUCAGGUUAUCUACCCAGGUAAGUAGCUAAUCCAGAGAACGAACAAAGAACAAGAAAUCCGAAAAGAAAGAAAACGUCCCUUGGGUCAAGCCCCGUCGUGAACUCACCCUCAAACGCCGACAAACAUCGAGAAGCAUCCUGGCGAAACCCCUAUCGAACCACAUAUUCAAAUUCACAAAUUCCGGGACGCGGUGAAGACUGGAAGUCCCAUAGACCAUAUCCAUGUCCGGUCUGCGAGCAAAAAAAGUUAGCAUCCGACGCGACUGUAGCAAUAGACACGAGUGCACCGACCUGGUUGUCUUGACAGUCCUCAAUGUGCUUGAAUGACUCAGGGGCUGCGGCCGAUGCUCCAGCCCAAGGGAAAACGGGCGAGCAGCUUGAGGCAGCGGAGAGCAGACUGUUCAGACCGCGCCCGGGAUGACACCUGCCUGUUCCAUGCAGCCCUUGUUAAUCCCAGCAGGUGGCCCGACUGUCCUUGUGCUUAGCAGACGAUGAAUCUGGUGGCUCAGUGGAAACUGUGCAGCAAAGGGAAGAGGGGUAGCAACAAGAAAGAGAAGAGGCAGGGGCAAUUGUGAUGGUGAGCAAAGGCGAAAGAUGGAGAGCUGGCUUACUACAAGUUCAUGUGAAAACGAGAGGGAUGAUGAACUUAGACGAAGUCCCACGAGCCCUGGACUCGCGGCCGAAACCGGGGUCAGCGAUCUAGGCAAAGGCGCCGGCACAAGAUCCAGGUCGCCGUGGCUCAUCUGGCGUUCUCGCCGGAGCACUCCGUCGGGCUCAGGCCAGCAUCGGUUUUCGACGGGGGAUAAAGGCUGGCCGCAACCGACGCAGUGGUCGACGAGAGUGACUCGGACCUCCUUUCUGCUGCUGCUACUACUAGUGGUGGCAGCGGUGGUGAUGGUGGUGAUACUUCUUCUUGUCGUCGUUGCUGUUGCUGCUUCCCGCCCGGUGGCUCGGGGUCGAAGAUGGAUGUGGAGACGGCGGCGACAAGGUCGCCAUCGCCGGGGUCUAACCACACGCACCGUGGCCGGGGCGACCUUCCCGCUCCCGCAAGCCGGCCGCCGCAUUGGGAUACUAUCAUGGCAUCCGCAUAGGCGGUCUAUGGCGGGCGACCGGCUGCGGGAGCCAGCAGGAGGGAGGGCUCGCCCCGGCGGCAAAACCGGGAAGCUAAAGACCCAAGAGUGGUAUGUCAGCUCGAGCCGUGUCGGAGACGACCAGAUGUUGUCAAAGUGCCGUGUGCAAGACGUGCAGCAUGGGCUGGUUGGCUGGAUGGAUGGAUGGGCAGAAGAUAUACCUCUCGAUGCCGUUCAUGCGGCUGCCGUGACCCUCGCACCCUAUUGGCCCGGCCAGUACUAUAGCAUCCGCGCCGUGAUACUGACCGGGGCGCAGGGGCUACGGCAAUAAACGUGUCGAUGUAGACCGAGUGGUGAUGGUGGUAAUGGUGGCGGUGGUAGUGGAAUAAUAUCGAAUAAUUAUUGCCUUUACCUUUAACCGCGGAUGCACAAUUAAAAGACGG
Gaeumannomyces tritici R3-111a-1 is the source of this 1712-nucleotide messenger RNA. RefSeq lists its product as hypothetical. The record is from RefSeq and is a predicted model, not a curated record. The transcript has 2 exons. Bases 794 to 1600 code for a protein of 268 amino acids. Lineage: Eukaryota; Fungi; Ascomycota; Sordariomycetes; Magnaporthales; Magnaporthaceae.